GGUCGCUGUAGUUGGUUUUCUAUACCCUUCCGGGUAAAAGGUUACUCGUUUCCUCCCGUUUCUAGCGGCAAGGCCAUGCGAGUGCGCUUUUGAAACGGAUGCUUAUAGAAUUAAACAUUGUUUUGGUGUUAAAAACCUGAUUUACCUCUGGAAAUAUGAGUUUGCCACUGAAUCCAAAGCCGUUUCUCAACGGUCUGACAGGGAAACCAGUGAUGGUGAAGCUGAAGUGGGGGAUGGAGUACAAGGGCUACUUGGUAUCUGUGGACGGAUACAUGAACAUGCAGUUGGCCAACACAGAGGAGUACGUGGAUGGAGCUUUGGCCGGUCACCUCGGGGAGGUGUUAAUAAGGUGUAACAAUGUUUUGUAUAUACGAGGCGUGGAAGAAGAGGAAGAGGACGGAGAGAUGCGAGAAUAGUUCUGGGUUAUGGAUUUGUGGUUGAAAAUGUAUGGUUUAUUUCAUCUUAGUUGUUUGUGAAUUUCAUUUCUGUUUCUUUCCUAUUUUCAAUUUGUUUUUUUUUUGCUAAUUCAUGUACUGUUUUUUUUUUUUUACACACUAUAAAAAGCAUAAUUCGUGGAUCCAAAACGGUGAUAAUAAAGUUAUGCAUUUUGUA
Molecule: messenger RNA, 612 nt
Organism: Silurus meridionalis
Lineage: Eukaryota; Metazoa; Chordata; Actinopteri; Siluriformes; Siluridae
Gene: snrpf
Product: small nuclear ribonucleoprotein polypeptide F
Exons: 4
Coding region: 156-416 (86 amino acids)
Biological process (GO): mRNA splicing, via spliceosome; spliceosomal snRNP assembly
Cellular component (GO): catalytic step 2 spliceosome; U1 snRNP
Molecular function (GO): RNA binding
Source: RefSeq, a predicted model, not a curated record